AAGUCUUUUGAGUCCAAAUUCAAACUUGGCAAUUGUAGCCAUUUACACAUUUUUGUAAAUUUAACAUGUUGUACUACUAUAAAUACCACUAGAUUAACUAAAACAUAACAUAAAACAAGUUCAUAAUAACAUUCUUUCACGAAUCAUUGUUUACUAAAAAUUCUGCGUGUACUCUGUUAGUAUCAAUCACCACCGUUAGGACGAUAUGAAGGGGACAAUUUCAGAUGAGAUAGAAGUGAAUGUGCCUGCAAAUGUAGCAUGGGAGCUCUAUGGAACAUUACAUUUGUCUAGAUUCAUUGUGCAAGAGUUGCCUACUCUUCUUAAUAAAGUUGAUGUGAUUGAAGGUGAUGGUAGUACUGGAACUGUCCUCAAAAUCACUUUUCCUGAAGGUACACCAGGAAUACCUUAUUUCAAGGAGAGAUUCAACAUAGUAGACAAUGAAAAAAGAUACAAGCAAUCUCAAGUGAUUGAAGGUGGAUAUGUUGAUCUUGGCUUUACUUUUUAUGGAAUUAGAUUUGAAGUGAAUGAGAAAGAUGAAAAUUCAUGCAUCACAAAAUUUACAGUAAAUUAUGAAGUUGAAGAUGUGAAACUUGCAAGUCAUGCAUUCACUAUGUUUGAGCCAUUGCAAACUGUCAUCAGAUCAGCCAAGGCUUAUUUAACAAACAAGACACAUAUAUGAUUGAGUCUCUUAUCAAGCUAAGUCAUAGCAUCUAAUUCAUUAAGAUGACCAAAUUUCUAUUUUUAUUUCUAUCAAAUUCAACUUUACUUGUAAUAUUACACUGAGUAUGUUGUUGUUGUAGUAUCAUAUCGAACAACAUUUCACACAUAAUAAUUAAUUAUGUGAUGCAAAAAUAAUAAUAUGCAAAAUCUAAUA
This is a messenger RNA of Solanum stenotomum, 874 nucleotides long. Its product is annotated as norbelladine synthase-like. Lineage: Eukaryota; Viridiplantae; Streptophyta; Magnoliopsida; Solanales; Solanaceae. Gene Ontology annotation, molecular function: protein phosphatase inhibitor activity; abscisic acid binding; signaling receptor activity. Gene Ontology annotation, biological process: abscisic acid-activated signaling pathway; defense response. The transcript has 2 exons. The record is from RefSeq and is a predicted model, not a curated record. The coding region runs from base 206 to 679 and encodes 157 amino acids. Gene Ontology annotation, cellular component: cytoplasm; nucleus.